AUGAGCAAAUCAGGAGACAAUACGUCGAUUAGAUCACGAGACAAUACGUCGAUCAGAUCACGAGACAAUAGGUCGAUCAGAUCACGAGUCAAUACGUCGAUUAGAUCACAAAACCAUGAUUGCCGUAAGCACUAUGAGUUGAAAAGGUAUGCAAAGUUGUUCAACUGCGAUGGCUGCAAGAUGACAGGAUUCGGAGAAAGGUACACAUGCAAUCCUUGUGGUCGCGAACUACACAAAGAGUGUAGGCACCCCAAAUCUGAAGUUUCCCACGAGAAUUUUGCUGGCUCCGUCUUCAAAUUUCACAAUAAACCAUUCACUAGACUGAAUAAGAAGAAUCACAAAGAGUUUUCGAAGUGCUGCGAUGCAUGUGGAAAGGACAUAUGUGGUUUUAACUACCACUGUAAAGCAGACAACAAGGAUUUACACCCAUGUUGUCUAAAACUUAAAAAGAAACUAGAGAUUGAUGGUACGAUAUUUGAUCUCAAGACAAAGGUUUCAUCAAAGUGCGGUAAGUGUGGAAAGCGGGAGAUUUCUCGAGAUGAGAAAAAUGUUUUGGGAUGGUCUUAUGUGUCUACGUGCAAAAAGUAUCAUUUUCAUGUGUAUUGUAUAACUGAAAUGGUACAAGAGGCAUACAUGAAGUAUGGGGAUUUGGCAUUGGAGAAUAUGGAUUUAAAACAAUUAGUUAGAAAUAAUAGAAACAGAAGCGGUGGAAGUACCUUCAUUACGACAAUCAAAUUGUUUGUCAAGUUUCUAUUGUCUGCUCUUUUGGGCGAUCCAACAAUGAUGAUUCCCAAUGUCAUGGUGGAGUUGAUCUCGCGUAGCAUGUAA
Messenger RNA from Fraxinus pennsylvanica, 828 nucleotides. The record is from the annotation of a GenBank genome assembly. NCBI's taxonomy places the organism in Eukaryota, Viridiplantae, Streptophyta, Magnoliopsida, Lamiales, Oleaceae.